AUGGCGGACUCGUACGAAAACGACGAGGACGUUCUCCAAAUGAUACAGCAAAUAAAAAAAAUAACAAAGGAGAGCAAACGCAAGUUCGAAAACGAAAUAGACUACUUAGUGGAGGACACCAAGUCCAAUCUACUCACGCAAGUUGACGAUGAAAAAAAUAGUAUUAAAAAGGAAGCAGAGGAGAAGCUAAACAACUAUCGAGAAAAUCUCAUAAAAUAUGAGAAGGGCAUAAAUGAGAAGAGGCGCCACUACCUCAAGCUAAAAUCGGACCUAGCCACGGUGGUGAACAAUUACAAGAAGCGGAUGAAGGACUUCAACAUCGAAACGGAAAACUUCAAGAAAACGUACGAGCGGGAGAAAAAGGAGUUGGAAGACCUGGAGGACAGGGAGUGGUCCGAACUGAACACCCACUGCGUCGACCUUUUAAGUAAAACCAAAGCGAAUAUGUGUGCCACCAAAAAUGAAACGAAUAAAAAGCUUAGAAAGGUUCUUAAUUCGAUCAUGUAA
This is a messenger RNA of Plasmodium coatneyi, 507 nucleotides long. RefSeq lists its product as uncharacterized. The record is from RefSeq and is a predicted model, not a curated record. The coding region runs from base 1 to 507 and encodes 168 amino acids. Lineage: Eukaryota; Apicomplexa; Aconoidasida; Haemosporida; Plasmodiidae. The transcript is spliced from 2 exons.